UUUAGUCAAAGUAUCAAAAUGGCCACCUCCUUAAAGACUUUCGUUACGUCCUUCGUAGGGAAAUUAAAUUUGUCUUUGAAUAAUUUGCGUGCUGUAAUCUACUUAAUCAACGGAAACCGUAAGUUUAAAACCUAAAUACGAUGCUCUUAUUUAAUAAUGAAACUUAUCAAAACUAUCAUUUGGACUACUAAACUGAAAUUUGCAAAAAUUAAGCCAUUUUUAUUUAUUUACUGUUACUUUUACUUUACAUUCAUUCAUUUAAGUACCGGGGUAAUUUAAGUAGGAUUAAAUUACUAGACUACUAGUGUCAGAUUAUUAGUAUUAUUAAUAAUGGCUGCGGCUAUUCGGAUCCAGGUAUCACUAUCAUAAGUUAGAGGUUGGGUGUUUUAAAAAAAUAUUAUUGUAGGACUUGUAAGACAAAAUUUGAUAUUGAUAUGAAAUGAAAGAUAAUUGAAUGGACUAUGACUAUGACUAGGCCUAUUAUAUGAUAUGUUUGUAAACUUACUUCUGAAAACUUCUUCAGUUUAACUAAAAUAUUAAUAAUACUAAUACUAAAUUAACUUAAUUCUAAAUACUACCCCAGCUUCUAAUUUUGGUGCAAAUAUGAAAAAAAAAAAAGUUCCAUUUGAAUUGAACUUCUUUACCCUCAAAUUGAGUCAAAUACUCAUCAAGGAGUCAGUUUUAAAAUAAGCCUAUAAUUAUUAUUAAAAUUAAAUCAAAAUAUUUUAACUAGGCUUAGUGAAUUUAGUGUAUAAUUAUCUAGGCAUAAAAUAAUACUUCAGGGACUGGUUAAUCGUCUGUCACAGUUUGUGAAGAGUUUGGACUGACAGUGACAGUCUACAGAAAACACAUGUCAUGAUGCAAGAAGCACUGUCCCCUCCAAUCAAAUAUAUUGAGGGCCAUAAUCUGUCGGUUGUUGAGCAUUUCACAUACCUUGGAUCCAAUAUUUCUAUUUCUCUCUCCGUUAAUGAAGAGAUAUAUAUCAGGAUUGCAAAAGCAGCAGCAACUAUGGCUAAACUGAAUAAGCAGGUGUGGAAUAAUAUCAAUCUAACUGAAAAAACAAAACUAAGUGUCUAUCAGGCAUGUGUGCUUAGUACGCUCCUAUAUGGCAGUGAAGUGUGGACCACAUAUACCAGUCUUGAGCGGAAACUCAACAGCCUCCAUCAAUGAUGUCUGUGUCGCAUUUAACGCAUUCGAUGGCAGGUCAAGGUGCUUGAGAACACAGAGGGCUUGGAACGUGCAAAAAUGUUUAGCAUAUUCUCCGCUCUUAGCGAGAGGCGCCUUUGCUGGUUAGGCCAUGAAAGGAGAAUGGAGGAAGGCCGUAUCCCAAAGAUGCUGCUGUAUGGAGAGUUGGUAGAAGGGACAAGACUUGUUGGACGGCCAUGCCUGAGAUUUAAGGACGUUUGCAAAAGUAGCAUGAGGGAAGCCAACAUUGAUAUCAACAAAUGGAAGAUCAUUGCCGAACAACAUUCCAGCUGGUGAACAGCAGUGCAUGAAGGAGUAAAAAAGGCAGAAGAUGCGCGAAACGAAGCCCUUGCAACAAAAAGAACAAUACAGAAGACCAAACAUAACCAGGAAUCAAUUUUCUCCUGCGAGAAAUGCAGUCUAGAUUGUCAUUCCAGGAUUGGCCUAGUGAGCCACUAGUCGAAGUGUAGGACUACAUAGCUACUCCAUCGUCUUGCGAAGACGGAAGGAUGCCAUAUAAAAUAAUAAUAUGAUUUACUCAUUAAUUUAAUUAAACAGUAAGAUAGGCUUUGGUGUUGGCUCAAUGUGUAUAUAUAUAUUUGUGUAUAUAUCUAUCUAAUAAAUUUAUAUUAGUUUUUAAGGGUUUCUAAUGUCCACUCCCUAUUUGAGUUGGUCAUCACUGAUACAUUUUGGAAAAGAUUAUUGUAAUGUUUAUCAGCUAACACCUUAUUUAAAGAACAGUAACAUGAUGGCUUUCUAUUGGUAUGCACUAUGCUUCUUAUCAGAGUAGUUAAAUGUCUAAUGCAAUCUAUAAAUACAGGCAACGAGGUUUGGUAUAUAAAGAACAUUUUUAAUUCUUUAAACAGAUCCACCUCCAGCAUUUGCAGUUACAGGAUGUUAUACAGAUUUGACUGCUUCCCAAAAGGAUAAUCUUGAUCAGAAUUCUGCAAAAUCAUUAUUGGAUUCCAUAUUUGAUGGUAUUUUACUGGCUGUUCCUAAACAUAGGAGAUCAUUGGAGAAGAGGCUUUUUAGGAAGCAUCGCUUUACGAAUUUCAUGGAAUAUGCUACCCCCAAAACCACAAUUGUUCCGUGCCUGGAGUGCGGGAACUUCAGAGAGAAAGGACACCUUUGUAGUAAGUUUCUUAUGUUUAAAAUAAUUUAGUUUCAAAAAUAAAUUUAUAUUUAUAAAUAAAGGGAUUUAAAUAAAUUGCAAUAUGGCAAAUCAGUUUUGAAAGUUAUAUUCUCUUUAAAUAUUUAGUUUUUUUAAUUCUUCUCAAACAAGUUAAAAGUCCAUUUCAUAAAAAAAAAUUCAACAAUCAGAAUAAAUAAACUAGCCAAAACAACUUAACUCUAAAUUGAAAUGAUUAUCUUUUCUUUCUGAAUAUAGAGCAUUGCUAUGAGAAAGUGCAAUUAGAAACCAAAGAAAUGCAAGCAAAAAUGGGAGAUGACUUACAGUUUAAUGUUCCAAGACAGGAAGUAGAGAUUGUCUAUGCAGGAGAAAGUGGAAGUGAUGGAAAAUUUGUAGUGAAUAUGGAAAAGCAAAGACCGAGCUGGUUUCCCAAGAAUUUGUUAAAUAAGACUGGCUCAUAAAUAAUUUAGUUUAAUUAAUUAACAAGCCAUGUAAUGAUUUGUUUUUGGAAUAAUUAAAAGGUAUAUUAUUUAAUAGUAAUAAUAGUCAUCGUUUUAUUAUUCUUUUAAAAAUAACUGAAAAUUAUUUGUUGAUUUUCCAAAAUAUACAUGUUUAAUUUAUUGUCUGUAACACCAUUAU
This is a messenger RNA of Lymnaea stagnalis (great pond snail), 2953 nucleotides long. Lineage: Eukaryota; Metazoa; Mollusca; Gastropoda; Lymnaeidae. The record is from the annotation of a GenBank genome assembly.